AUGGAUAAGUUUGUAUCCAAAUGGAAGAAGCCGGUUUCAUCUUCAUCAAGUAAUGUGGAUUUGAAUGAUAAAGAUAGUGGCAAAAGACAACGAGUAGAAGUGGAAUUGACGGAAGAUGACAUUGUUGGUGAUCCGGGAUUGCGAAAACCUAUUGAUGAUUAUCCUUUUGCUAUUAGAGAUGAAUUGAGGAGACGAUACUUGGCAAAAGGUCCCUUUCAACCACAUGAUCACAAUUUUCAGAAGUCUAAUUUUGGUAAGAAUAUGAGAUCAUUUCAAAAGGCAUGGUUUACGCAAUAUGAUUGGCUCGAAUAUAGUAUUCAAAAGGAUGCCGCUUUUUGUCAAGUAUGUUAUUUGUUUAAAAGGAUUAAUACUCGUUGUGGAGAUGAUGCUUUUACUGGUGUUGGUUUUAAAAAUUGGAAGAAUGCUUUAAAUAAAUUCAAGGAGCAUGAAGGGGGUUUAAACAGUCCACAUCGUAAUGCUAUGGUUCAGUGUUCGUCAUUUAGAGACCAAAGGCAUAAUGUGGAUUAUGUGUUAUCACAAAAGGGCACUCAAAUGGAGAUUGACUACCGCGUUCGGCUAACGGCGGUUGUGAAAGUUGUUCGAUUGCUUUUAGGGGAAGGUUUGCCAUUUCGUGGACAUGAUGAGUCAAAAGAUUCAAUACGAAAAGGUCAUUUUCUUGAAAUUUUGGAUUGGUAUUGUGAGGAGAAGGAAGAAGUGAAGAAGGUCAUGAACUUGAAUGCUCCCGGGAAUAAUCAGUUGACUUCUUCAAAAAUUCAGAAAGAAAUCAUCAAUGCUUGUGCUACAGAGGUGAGGAAAGUCAUUAUUAAUGAAAUUGGAGACAAGUUCUUUUCUAUUUUGAUCGAUGAAGCUCGGGAUAGUUCAAUAAGGGAGCAAAUGGCCGUCGUCGUGAGAUUCGUGAACGAUCGGGGAGAAGUGAUCGAGCGAUUUUUGGGAGUGGUCCACGUUAGUGACACCUCGGCACACUCUCUAAAAGGUGCAAUUGAUGAAUUUUUUGCAAGAAAUGGAUUGUCACUUUCUAGGCUUCGAGGUCAAGGUUACGACGGAGCUUCCAACAUGCGAGGUGAAUUCAAUGGUCUUAAAACUCUUAUUUUACAAGAACAUAAACACGCAUACUAUGUUCAUUGUUUUGCUCACCAACUUCAAUUAGUGGUUGUAGCAACUUCAAAAGAGAACACGUGUGUGAGUGAUUUUAUGGAUUAUCUUGUAAGGAUUGUGAAUCUUGUUGGAGCUUCAUGUAAAAGAAUGGAUGCUAUUCGACAAAAGCAUUACGAUGACCUUGUACAACGUAUUCAAAGUGGUGAGAUUUCUACGGGGACCGGCUUGAAUCAAGAAACAAGUUUAGCUCGACCGGGUGCUACGCGUUGGGGAUCUCACUAUAGGACAAUCAAGCGGAUGUUGGAAAUGUGGGAUGCGGUACAAGACGUUCUUGAUACUAUUGAGAGUGAAGCCACAGAUUUCCAAAGUCGAGGCGUUGCUAGAGGUUUGAUUGCUAAAUCAACAACUUUUGAAUUUGUAUUCAUUGCUUAUUUGUUGGUGACAAUAUUGGCAAAAACAAGCGUACUUUCGGCGGCCUUACAAGAAAAAAGUCAAAAUAUUGGUAAAGCCUUCGUUUUGAUUAGAACGUUGAAGGAAGAUUUGGGGAAGUUUAGGGAGGAUGGUUGGGAGGAAUUUCUUGAAACCGUCAAGGAAUUUUGUUCUCAAAAAGGCAUUUUGGUGCCUAAUAUGGAAGAUCAUUUACCGGGUCGGCCUAGAUCUAAAAGACGAGUGGAUGACCAACCAAAGACUUAUUUGCACUUUUUUCGACGAGACAUCUUUCUUCCGGUUGUUGAUCUUAUCUUACAAGAGAUGGCUAAUCGUUUUGGAGAGUUGAGUACGGAACUUAUUUCGUGCAUAGUCUGUCUUGAUCCUAGAGAUUCUUUCGCUAGCUUUGAUCGUGAAAGACUGCUUCGUCUCGCUCAAUUAUAUCCAAAUGAUUUUGAUGAUGAGUUCAAACUGAAAGAAGAAUUGAAUCACUACAUCUCGAUAGUCACAAUACAUGAGCGUGCAUUUUUCUCUGAUCUUCAAAGUAUUGGAAACCUUGCAAAAAGAAUGGUUGAGAGAAAGUGGCACACUGCUCUUAAGUUAGUUUAUCGGCUCAUUGAGUUGGCACUAGUUUUGCCCGUCGCAACUGCUACUGUUGAAAGAGCUUUCUCCUCGAUGAAGAUUAUCAAGAAUGAUUUGCGCAACAAAAUGGGAGAGGAUUUUUUGACGGAUAGCUUGGUGUGCUACAUUGAAAAGGAAAUCUUUAUCAAAAUUGAAAAUGAAGUCAUUUUGCAGAGAUUUCAGAACAUGGCGUCCCGAAGAUUUCAGUUACCGCGUGCCGAUCUUAUUAGUUCCCCCUUGGUUGGAAGCUAG
Molecule: messenger RNA, 2415 nt
Organism: Striga asiatica
Lineage: Eukaryota; Viridiplantae; Streptophyta; Magnoliopsida; Lamiales; Orobanchaceae
Source: the annotation of a GenBank genome assembly